Messenger RNA from Panicum virgatum (switchgrass), 1364 nucleotides. Its product is annotated as GATA transcription factor 15-like. The transcript is spliced from 2 exons. The record is from RefSeq and is a predicted model, not a curated record. Lineage: Eukaryota; Viridiplantae; Streptophyta; Magnoliopsida; Poales; Poaceae. The coding region runs from base 360 to 1061 and encodes 233 amino acids. Gene Ontology annotation, molecular function: DNA-binding transcription factor activity; zinc ion binding; sequence-specific DNA binding. Gene Ontology annotation, biological process: flower development; regulation of DNA-templated transcription.
CCAGCUUCCCUACCCGCGUCGGCCGUUGCCGCUAUAAAAGAACCCGAGAGGAGAGAGCCCCCCAUGCCCUGCCACCCCACAUCCACACGCCACAGCGUCUCGCCACCGCACAGCGACCGCGCGUAGCACGAGCUAACCCUACGCGACCGAACCGUAGCGCGCCCGGUGGGCAGUUCCGAGGAGAGACAUCCCCCCUCCUCGAUCUCGUCUUCCCCUGUGUGUCCCUCCUCCCAUCAUCACCACGACACCGGGCCACCACCACCUCCAGUUGUAGGCUAGCUCGAUCACCGUUGCACCCCCGGGUAGGCUGCUGAUCGCCCGGUCUGGUUCCAGCGAGUACCUAGCCUAGCCAGUCAAGGAUGCUGCACGAGGCGGCGCCCUGCACGUGCGGGCUGCUCUACGGCACCUGCGGCGGCGGCUGCUCGCUGCUGUUUGCCGCGUCGGACGGGUACUACGAGCGCUGCGGCGGCGGCGGCGGGGAGGUCGGCUUCGGCGCCGCCGGCUCCUACGGGAGCUCGGUGGACUGCACGCUCUCGCUCGGCACGUCGUCCACGCGCCGCGCCGAGGCGGGGGCGCCGCGCGCGCCGGCGGCGGCGCUGCCCUGCUGGCCGGAAGCGGCGCAGCCCGUGCCAGGCUGCAACAACGGCGGCAGCCAGCACGGCGGCGUCGCCGAGGCUAGUAACGCCGCGGGCGCCCGCCGGUGCGCCAACUGCGGCGCCACCUCCACGCCGCUCUGGAGGAACGGCCCGCGCGGACCCAAGUCGCUGUGCAACGCGUGCGGGAUCCGGUUCAAGAAGGAGGAGCGGCGCGCGGCGGCCGCCGCGGCGGCGCCGGCGGCGAUGGCCUCGGACGGCGCCGUGGAGUACGCGCCGUCGUACGGGUACGCGCGGCAGCCGCAGCAGUGGGGCUGCUACGGCCCGGCGUCGUCCUUCGGCAUGUUCGGCGACGCGGGCGGCGAGGUGGGCGGGCCGUGCCUGCCGUGGGGCCUCGGGGUCAUGCCGUCCUCGUCGCCGGCGUUCGGGGCCGUCCGGGAGAUGCCGAGCCUGUUCCCGUACUACUAGACUACGUACAAGCAGCUAGCGGAAUGGGAGACUGCAAGUCCGGAGACACUCUCCUUUUUCUCUUUCGCCACUUUCGGUAACAACAAGAGAUGCUGUACUUGACCAACGACCUAGCGGCAUCAAAAGUUGGGGCGCCUCCUGCUCAUUUCCUUUUUCAUCUUUUGCUCGAGCAAAUUUCCAUGCAUCAUUCGUCGGCUCGGCUCUUGUAUGGUUCUGACAUGGGUGGUUCUGUCUCCAUGCAUGUUUGAAUCUUGAUGCAUGAUAAUGAUGAAUGAUCUGAUGAAGAGCCUUCAUUCGUUUGAA